AUGAACUUCGUGGGUAGUGGUCAUAAUGGAUCGAGGACUGAGACAGCUAGUCAUUCAAUCUUCGACUUGCGGAGAUACACAGAUCAGGGCAAAUUGCUGCCCUAUAUGGAUGUCUUCCCCCUUCCAUUCUAUUUAGUUCUUCGCGACGUUACUGCGCUACCCCAGUUGCUUGUCGAGGCUCUUCGACAGUGGUUUGAACUCGCUUCGGCGACGGCAGAAGGCUCUGGAAGCUCAUUGAAUGGCGCUUCGUCGUAG
This is a messenger RNA of Rodentolepis nana, 255 nucleotides long. The record is from the annotation of a GenBank genome assembly. NCBI's taxonomy places the organism in Eukaryota, Metazoa, Platyhelminthes, Cestoda, Cyclophyllidea, Hymenolepididae.